Aethalodelphis obliquidens (Pacific white-sided dolphin) is the source of this 5042-nucleotide messenger RNA. It is a transcript of the gene FRMD6, whose product is annotated as FERM domain containing 6. Gene Ontology annotation, cellular component: cytoskeleton; cytoplasmic side of apical plasma membrane. NCBI's taxonomy places the organism in Eukaryota, Metazoa, Chordata, Mammalia, Artiodactyla, Delphinidae. The coding region runs from base 483 to 2351 and encodes 622 amino acids. The transcript has 16 exons. Gene Ontology annotation, biological process: positive regulation of hippo signaling. The record is from RefSeq and is a predicted model, not a curated record.
ACCUCUUUGCCUUGUCCUCUUUACUGUGUUACCUCCCGUUCUUGGAAACUAGAAAUGAAUCAAACCGGAAGCCUCUGUAACACUUGCUUAUCACUGAAAUGUCUUCUUAAACCCUGUAUUUCAGAUAUUAAACUUAAAGGAGCUGUAAUUGUACAUCGAUCGUCUUUGACUCUCCUACAUCGACUGCUCAGAUUAAGGGAGGUUGCUGAAGAUUAAAUCCUGAAGUCUGUCCCAUUCAGAGAGCAACAGCCUGGCUUCUGGUGGCUACAGCAUCAGAUCUUCUCAGUGGUUCCAUCCACUUGCGUCUGCCCAGCUCAUCACCCUUUCCCGGUUCAGCUAUGAAACCCACGUAGUCGAACGUCGUGAUGCUUCUUCUGUAGGGCGUGUGAUGAGGAGCAGAGUUUGGCUUUGGAGUGCUCGGAACCAGAGGAAUUGCCGAGGACUCGGAGCCCAGCCCUGAUCACUAGAGAGCCCACAACACAAUGAACAAAUUGAACUUCCAUAACAACAGAGUCAUGCAAGACCGCCGGAGUGUGUGUAUUUUCCUUCCCAACGAUGAAUCUCUGAACAUCAUCAUAAAUGUUAAAAUUCUGUGUCACCAGUUGCUGGUCCAGGUGUGUGACCUACUCAGGCUAAAGGACUGUCACCUCUUUGGACUCAGUGUUAUACAAAAUAAUGAACAUGUGUAUAUGGAGUUGUCACAAAAGCUUUAUAAGUAUUGUCCAAAAGAAUGGAAGAAAGAGGCCAGCAAGGUACGACAAUACGAAGUCACUUGGGGUAUUGACCAGUUUGGACCCCCUAUGAUCAUCCACUUCCGUGUGCAGUACUAUGUGGAAAAUGGCCGAUUGAUCAGUGACAGAGCAGCAAGAUACUAUUAUUACUGGCACCUGAGAAAACAAGUUCUUCAUUCCCAGUGUGUGCUCCGAGAGGAGGCCUACUUCCUGCUGGCAGCCUUCGCUCUGCAGGCUGAUCUUGGGAACUUCAAAAGGAAUAAGCACUAUGGAAAAUACUUUGAGCCCGAGGCUUACUUCCCAUCUUGGGUUGUUUCCAAGAGAGGGAAGGACUACAUCCUGAAGCACAUUCCAAACAUGCACAAAGAUCAGUUCGCACUGACAGCUUCUGAGGCUCAUCUUAAAUAUAUCAAAGAGGCCGUCCGACUGGAUGAUGUUGCCGUUCACUACUACAGAUUGUAUAAGGAUAAAAGGGAAAUUGAAGCUUCUCUGACCCUUGGAUUGACCAUGCGGGGAAUACAGAUUUUUCAGAAUUUAGAUGAAGAGAAACAAUUACUUUAUGAUUUCCCUUGGACCAAUGUUGGAAAGUUGGUGUUUGUGGGGAAGAAGUUUGAGAUUUUGCCAGAUGGCUUGCCCUCAGCCAGGAAGCUCAUCUACUACACAGGGUGCCCCAUGCGCUCCAGACACCUUCUGCAGCUCCUGAGUAACAGCCACCGCCUCUACAUGAACCUGCAGCCUGUCCUGCGCCACAUCCGGAAGCUGGAGGAAAACGAAGAGAAGAAGCAGUACCGGGAAUCUUACAUCAGCGACAACCUGGACCUCGACAUGGACCAGCUGGAGAAGCGGUCCCGGGCCAGCGGGAGCAGCGCGGGCAGCAUGAAGCAUAAGCGCCUGUCCCGUCACUCCACCGCCAGCCACAGCAGCUCUCACACCUCGGGCAUCGAGGCUGACACCAAGGUCCGGGACGCGGGCCCCGAAGAUGCCUACCCCGGCAGCGCCAUCCACCGCAAGCUGAAAACCUGCAGCUCCAUGACCAGCCACGGCAGCUCCCACACCUCCGGGGUGGAGAGUGGCGGCAAGGACCGGCUGGAGGAGGAUUUGCAGGACGAUGAAAUAGAGAUGUUGGUUGACGACCCCAGGGACCUGGAGAGGAUGAAUGAAGAGUCCCUGGAAGUCAGCCCAGACAUGUGCAUCUACAUCACAGAGGACAUGCUCCUGUCUCGGAAGCUGAAUGGACACUCUGGGUUGAUUGUGAAAGAAAUUGGUUCUUCCACCUCCAGCUCCUCAGAGACGGUGGUCAAACUUCGAGGCCAGAGUACUGAUUCUCUCCCACAGACUAUAUGUCGAAAGCCAAAGACUUCCACCGAUCGACAUAGCUUGAGCCUCGAUGACAUCAGACUGUAUCAGAAAGACUUUUUGCGCAUUGCGGGGCUGUGUCAGGACACUGCUCAGAGUUAUACCUUUGGGUGUGGCCAUGAACUAGAUGAGGAAGGCCUCUAUUGCAGCAGCUGCUUGGCUCAGCAGUGUGUCAACAUCCAAGAUGCUUUUCCAGUCAAAAGAACCAGCAAAUACUUUUCUCUGGAUCUCACCCAUGAUGAAGUUCCAGAGUUUGUUGUAUAAAGGACGUCUAUGUGCAGCUGUACAGACAGCCUGCUGUUCGAUAGAGGCUGUGAAAGCCAUGGGUUCUUUCUUUACCUAUUACUGUGCCAUAUUUUCUUCACCCCAGACAUAGCUCUUUCUUUAUAAUAUUUGCGACAGAAAUAAAAGCUGAGGGACAGUUGCACUUUAAGUAUUACACAGAAGUAAAAGGACUGCAGAGAAUGUACACAAGACAAGUGCCCAGAAGUUCACUGAUCCUUUGGAAGGAAAUGUGCUUUACUGGUUACCAAGCCUUCAGAAUAUCCAACUGUGGUGUGUUUGUUCAUUGUUUUGUUUCCCAGUUCAGUUACAUGUAACAACACUUUUUUUUUUUUAUCAUGUGAAAGAUGUUGUUGGGUUCCUUUGUUUGCUUGUACAUUUUUUUACCAUUCCGUCAUGAAAUGCCGGUGGUUGGAGGGAAGAGAGAGAGAAGAGGCUCUCAUUUUUUAGUAGAGAGACCGUCACCUACUCAGAGCCAUUGCCACCCCACUGGGGCUGUACCAAAGUGAACACGAACGAAGCAGUCAAAAUCCAGCACGCCAAAGAUGCCUCCACCAGAAGGGCAGCCGAGGGCCAAGAAGAUGUGAGUCAAGCAAUAACCAAAAGACCAUGCAUGCCGUGAUGCCUUGUGACUCCUUCACACCUGGUCAGUGCCACGUCAUCCUCCUGCUCUUCCAGAAAGCUCUAGGACUCAGCUGAGCCCCUUGUCCAAGUAACGGAUCAGUUGUGUUCAUGCCAUAAUGAAUUUUGUGGAGUUUCCAAAACCAGUUUCUGUUAAAACUAUGGAAAUGUCUUAAAAUAUGUCUGUACUUGGUGGAUUUUUUUUUUUUUAAAUCAAGAGCAAAGUAUGGUCAUGCUGGUUUCUGCUUAACCAAAAUACCCUAACUAUACGUACAUGUUAUACAUAUGUAAAUAUAUGAGACUGUGUGUGUUUAUAUGUAUUUAAAGCUUACUAACUUUUCAUUUUGGCUCCCAUGACUAUCUCAUAUACAUGGUCUUUCUUGUUUGGUAAAGAGGAUAUGUCAUCAAAUGAAUGAUGCCUACAGACAAUCAGUUGAUAGAUACAGAGUUAAGAACGACUGUUUUCUCAUGUGUCUUUUGCCAUAGUUCUCAACCCUGGUUGCAUCAUAGAAUUAUCUGGGGAGCUUUAAAAAAAUAACAAUGUCUGGGUCCCACCUUGGAUGAAUUAAAUCAGUCUCUUGCGGUGAGACCCAGGUGGAAUUGCCUUUUCUUUUAAAGUUUCCAGAUGGAGCUAGUAUGUAACAGGAUUGAAAACCACCGAUCCAGAGGAUAUCUUUUUCAUUAAUUUUGAAGUAUACAGAAAAUGUUAGUGUUUGAGAAAGAACCAUUUUUAAGACAGUUACUGCCACUGCUGUUAGGAUAUAUAAUGAAACCAAGUCAGGAGAUUGAACUUAGUAACCUUUAGAUGUACAGUAACAGUGUUGCUCACACUUCAGGAAAGUACUUUAGCACAAUGUCUUUCUAUGAGAUGUUUUUAAUGAUUUCAUAUUUUACAACAUUUGUUUACCAUAUUUUGAUAUACCAUUUUUUCUAUCUACCAGGUUUUAUUAAAAAAAAACUAUAUUAUUUUCUAAAGAAACAGUCAUAUUUUUAUACAAAAUUAAGUUUUCAGGUAACAAAGAAAUAGACUUAGGGUACGGCAGCACCUGCAGUGUUCCCCAUGGAUGGGAGUCAGUAUUAUAAACACAUGGAGAACGAGAACAAACUCCACCUGUACUGUCCCUAGCGUGCCCCCGCCGUGGACGUGACAGGGCAGUGUGUACACACAAGCCUGGUCAAAUUGGCUUAACUUGACACUUUAAAAGGAAAAAAACUCUAUGACACUCUAUAGUCAUGAAAUGAUUUUGCUUUUAUGAAAUGUUUGAAAGAACCAAAGUUUCAGGUAUCAGAAUGUAUAAAAGUAUCUCAGUCUUUGUAUAAAAAGAUGAAAGUAUGAAAGGAUCAUCUAAUGACUAUUUUACUUAUGUCAUUAAAUAAUCCACCAUUUCUUACAGAUGCUUAAGAGACAAAUCCUGAUGAAGUUUGACUCUAAAGAGCCCAGCUCAUAAUGUGGUACAUUUCCUUAGCUCCUAGUGUUUCUUGUUUAAACAUUAAGAAAAAAUAUAUUUAAUUAAGUACAUAGUGCUUUAUACUUUAUUUUCUCUCUACUUCAAACAGAAUCAGGUCUUUAGGGUUUUUCCAGCAUCGUUGGUGGUUUUGCACACCCUCUUUCUAAUUGCAUUUAUGAAUAGUCUUGUGGGUUUUCAAAAAUGAAACAUGCUAAGGACAUUUUUCCUUUUUGAUCCACUGUUUGCAGCAGAAUUAUAUAUAUGUAUGUGAAAAUCCAUUUUGAAUAUCUACAUUUUUGUAUUUGGAAAUUGUUUUAAAAAUAAAAAAGGAGAAGUAUAAAGCUGUUAUUUAUUCUGCAUUUGUUAAUAUCCAUUGCUAGUCAGUAUACCAAUUUGGUAUAUAUUGCCCCAUACAUCUACAUUUGUAUUUGCAACAAUGAACUUUAUAUCUACAUAAACUGUAAAUAAUCCUUUCUGUGAAAGGAUCAUCAUAUCAAGGUGAUACCAAAAGUGUGUGAAAAAAAAAAACUGCAUUAUUUUGUAAUUAUUCUUAUAGGAAUUUCAUGGUAAGAUUAGCAGUCAAUAAAGUUACUUUUUAUUUGUC